GUUGACUAGUCAAUACACGAAUUCCCAAGUGAGCCUGCCUAAUGGAAAGUUGAACCGAGAUCUGUUCAUAUACAUCGCACCACACCCGUAAUACCAUACCUCAAACACACUCGCCGUUGAUCCAUCUUCCACCAUUAAAUCAUCUUUUUCCACUCCGUCUUAAACACACACACACACAAAAAAAAAAAAACAAAUUUUGUUAGAAACAUGUCGUCUUCCAAACCAUAAGCCAUGUGUUCCUCCUCCACCACUACCACCACCACCACCACUCUUCCACCAACAUUCGCCACCACCAAUGCUGUCUUUGUCUUAACCGGCACUACCACCACCACAGUCUCCCUUUUUAUCGACACUUUUGCUGUUGUUUCUUUCUUUGUUCUUCACCAUGUCCGACAACUCAGCUUCUAGUCUUUUUUUCUCCGCCGCCGUCAACCACCUGUCACCAUCGAUCCAAGAUUCCAUCAUCGACUCACUCAUCGCCGCAGAACCCCAUCACUCCCCGCAUCCUGACUACCUCCUCCGAUGCCAACGCCGCUCCGUCAAUCUCACCCACCGUCAAGAUUCCAUCAACUGGAUUCUUAACGCUCACUCACAUCAUCGUUUUCAACCAAUAACCGCCAUUCUUUCCGUCAAUUACUUAGACCGGUUUCUCUCUUCCUCCGCCGCCUCUCUCCUGGGGAAUAAUGGAUGGGCGUUUCAGUUGUUAUCGGUGGCAUGUUUAUCAUUAGCUGCGAAAAUGGAGGAGCCUGAUGUACCUUUGCUUUUAGAUCUUCAAGUUUUGGAGUCCCCUUUUAUAUUCGAACCCAAAUCGGUUCAGAGAAUGGAGCUUUUGGUAAUGGAGAAACUCAAUUGGAGGCUCCGAUCGGUGACCCCUUUUGAUUUUAUCUAUUAUUUCAUCUUCAAACUUCCACCUUCUUCUCGAACCAACGAACUCCAUUUUCACUCGAAAUGUUCGGAUCUCAUCAUCAAGACCAUUCGUGUGAUCGACUUUUUAGGAUUCCAGCCGUCUGUAAUUGCAGCAGCGGCGGUGAUUUCUGCCGCCGGUGAAGGAGUGGAUGUACCGGAGAGUUACUACGAGAAAGUAAACAAAGAAAUGGUGAGAAGCUGUCAUCAACUAAUGGAGGAGUACUUGGUGGACACGUGCCCUUCGGCUGUUCAUAAAGUCAGAAAGCAAUGGAGACCUGAUCAGCCACCGCCGAGUCCAGACGGUGUCCUGGAUGCGGCGGCGACUUGCGUCAGCUGCGACACGCGUUCCGAUAAUCUUUUGUUUGUUCCGACGACACCCUCCGGCGACGACGACAGAGAAGCCAAGCGACUAAGGUUUAGUGUACAGGAAGAGCAGCCAUAGUCCAUAGAUAAGCAAUUUCUAAUUUCUAUUAUUAUAAUAUCUUGGAUUAAGUAAAAAAGUGGGAACUUUAUCUUUU
Lactuca sativa (garden lettuce) is the source of this 1424-nucleotide messenger RNA. RefSeq names its product cyclin-D4-1. NCBI's taxonomy places the organism in Eukaryota, Viridiplantae, Streptophyta, Magnoliopsida, Asterales, Asteraceae. The record is from RefSeq and is a predicted model, not a curated record.